Molecule: messenger RNA, 1356 nt
Organism: Candida albicans SC5314
Lineage: Eukaryota; Fungi; Ascomycota; Pichiomycetes; Serinales; Debaryomycetaceae
Exons: 1
Coding region: 1-1356 (451 amino acids)
Biological process (GO): DNA-templated transcription
Molecular function (GO): DNA binding; zinc ion binding
Source: RefSeq, a predicted model, not a curated record
AUGGUUGAAGCCAAUUUUUUAAAAUAUUUUUAUUAUCAAGCAUGUUGUAAUCGAUCAAAUUCUUGGAUUAAUCUUGGAUCCGCCAUUAGAUUAGCUCAAGCGUUAGGUAUGCAUCGGAAAAUCAUUAAUGAUAAAAUUGAAAAUCAAGAAAUAUCAAUUCAUCGACGUCGAUUAUGGAGAUCAUUAUAUGUUUGUGAUUGUGUUAGUAGUGUGAAUUUGGGUCGUCCAUUAAUGAUCAAUACUUAUGAUUAUGAUGAUAUAAAUUAUCCUGUGGAAAAAUUAUUACUUGAUGAAAAUGAUAAUGUCGAAAGAAUUCGAAUUAUUGCUCAAAAUGCCACUAGUGAUUCUGCAGUUUUGAAUCGAAGUAUUGUACAAAAUUUAUAUAAUGGAGGUUCAAUUAAUAUUAAAGAUUCAAAUUCUUUAGCGUUACAAUUAAAAUUAUGGAGUAUUGAAUUACCAAAUUUUUUACAAUUGACUAGUGAUAUGGAAAAUCAAUUACGUGAUCCAACAAAUCCUAACAACUACUUGUUUGUUUUCGUUCAUAUUGGUCAAUUAUAUGGAAUUAUGGCUUUAACGAGACCAUUUUUAGUUCAUGUGGUGAAUCGAAAAUUACGUCCUAAUAUGUAUAAACCUCAAGUCACCGAUGAAAAACAAUUGAUGCCAUUUUGUAAAGCUUCUAUUAAAGCAGCUUUUUUAACAAUUAAAUUAUUUAAAUUUUAUUGUACAUUUAAUAAAUCAAGGAAAGAAGUAUUUACAAUUCAAAGUGCUACUUUUUUUGCUCUGAUUCUAUUAGGGUUCACAUUAUUAGAACAGAUUAAUUCGAAAAAACCCGAUCAUCAUUAUAUUUCCGUGAUUAAAGAAUCUAUUAGAGAUGCAAUUUCUAUAUUCAAAUUAUUUAAUUUUAAUGCUACUUGUAAUCGAUGGGCUCAACAUUUGAUUUAUAUGAUGGAAGCAUUGAAUAGGCCGCCAGCAAUCAUACCUUCUUCUUUACAACAAACAACAAAAACAUCCACUACUACUACUACUCCUGUAUUAUCAACUCAUCCAAUUACCAGUACCAACCUAAAUUAUCAACAACAACAACAACAAGUACCGCCACCACCACCACCACCACCAGGAAGUGGUAACGUUAAAUUUCCAUUUCAAAACAAAAACAAUAGUAGUCCUUCAGCAUCAUCGAUUAGUUCAGAAAUUGAUCGAUUUAAUGAUGAAUUGAUUCGAUGGAAUAAUGAUAAUACGGCAUUUGAACAAAUGGUUAAUUUUCAACAAUAUUUUGUACCUAAUGAUAUUGAUGUUUUAAAUAAUAAUUAUUUGGAUGCAUUUAAUUAUACUAAUACUUAUAAAUAUAAUAUGUAA